GCUCUCGCGGGGCUGCUUUGUGAAGAUGGCGGCUGAACUGGUAGAAGCGAUGAACAUGGUGAAGAGUUUCCGGGUGUCUGACCUACAGACUCUGCUGGCCUCAAUGGGACGCAGUAAAAGUGGGCUAAAGCAGGACCUGGUGGGCAGAGCGCUGAGGCUCGUGCAGACGGAAUACAGCCCCGAGCUCCUGAAGCACGUCCGGCAGCUUUACGAGACGCGCUUCCCCAAGGCCUCCGGGUGGCUGGCCGCCCGCCGCCCAGAGGGAGUGACGGCGGUGUCCUACCCGACUCUCAGUUCCUCCCCCCGAGGCGCGAUGCAGGGCACAGACUACCUCAACGGCAUGCCCAAGCUGCCAGCUCCGCCGGCUGCCGAAGUUAAACUAGUGCCCUUACCUUUCUACCACAACUUAGAAACACUGUUGCCACCCACAGAGCUAAUUGCUCAAAACAGUGAGAAACUACAGGAUAGUCAGUGUGUUUUUGAAUUAACACAGAGCCAGGUGGACCAGAUCCGAAACUCCAGUGAACUUCGCCCAGGAGUGAAAUCAGUCCAGGUGGUUCUUAGAAUCUGUUAUACAGACUCUAUUGGUGUCCAGGAGGAUCAAUACCCUCCAAAUAUCGCUGUCAAAGUGAAUCAGUCCUACUGUCAUGUUCCGGGCUACUACCCGUCCAAUAAACCAGGUGUGGAACCUCGUCGACCCUGUCGUCCAAUUAAUAUCACCCCUUGGCUCCAUCUCUCCACAGCCACCAACCGGGUCACCAUCACAUGGGGCAACUUUGGAAAGAGAUACUCCGUGGCUGUGUACCUGGUGAGGGUCUUCACGUCUGCCGAGCUCUUCAACCAGCUCAAACACUGCUCAGUGGAGAGUGCAGAGCGAUGCCGCGAGCGCAUUCAGGACAAGUUGCGUUUUGAUCCUGAGAGCGAGAUAGCUACUACAGGACUACGAGUGUCUCUCAUCUGCCCACUGGUGAAGAUGCGGCUAGGGGUGCCGUGUCGGGCUCUCACCUGCGCGCACCUGCAGUGUUUCGACGCCGUCUUCUUCCUGCAAAUGAACGAAAAGAAGCCCACGUGGACCUGUCCCGUGUGUGACAAGCCUGCUCCGUACGAGCUGCUCACCAUUGAUGGCUUGCUGUCGGAGAUCUUGAAGGAAACGGAGGACGUGGAGGAGAUCGAGUACUUGACUGAUGGCUCGUGGAGGCCCAUUAGGGAUGAGAAAGACAAGGAGAGGGAGCGGGAAAGAAGCCACACUCCAGACUACCCUCUGGUGGAUAUAUGCGUCCCUGAGGCAAACGGCCACUCCCCAGCGCACAGCAGCACGAGCCAGACGGGGAAGUCGGCGCCGGGCGGGCCGGCAGUGGGCUCGGCCGGGACGGGCAGUACCUCGGGAGGUGGGGCCGUGGUGGACCUUACUCUGGACGACUCGUCAGACGAGGAGGGGGGAGGGGGGGCCGGGGACAGCGAGGACACGGAAGACAGCCAGGACAGUCCACCUCCUAAGAGGGGCCGAUACGAUUAUGACAAAGACCUGGUCACUGCGUACUGAGGCAGGAUGAAGUUGCAGACUGAGAGGGAUUGAGGGCGGGGGGGGGGG
Molecule: messenger RNA, 1591 nt
Organism: Electrophorus electricus (electric eel)
Lineage: Eukaryota; Metazoa; Chordata; Actinopteri; Gymnotiformes; Gymnotidae
Gene: pias4a
Product: protein inhibitor of activated STAT, 4a
Biological process (GO): regulation of transcription by RNA polymerase II; protein sumoylation
Cellular component (GO): chromatin
Molecular function (GO): zinc ion binding; SUMO ligase activity; transcription coregulator activity
Source: RefSeq, a predicted model, not a curated record